AAGGAAUCUUGAACUUGAUUUUAAUUUUACUGAUAACACUUCAAAAACAUCAGCUCCCGACAGUACCCAACAACAUAAAUGCAUCGCUGCAUCCCUCUCAGCGAUAACCAGUGUACCGUGAAACUAAGCGCAUAUAAACGCAACCAAUGCUCUAGUUAAACACAGUGUCCAUAUCGCCAACGAAGUGCAAACAACAAACAUGGUAAAGUAUCUCCUGGUCUUGACCCUGGUGGCCGCAGUCACCGCCAGAACGGCCACCACCACACAGAACAAACUCGAAGCCAGGAGUUCAGAUGACAACGUGUUAGGAGACCUUAAAUUAGCGUACGAAACAUACAAAGAUUGCAGCGGGUCUGACAUUUCGCACUGCCUCAAACGAAAAUUGGCGAAGACUUUGAGCAGGUUGACGAAAACUGAAGAGCUGAACAUCCUGAAUGGUGUGACGAUAACCAAGGAUAAGGAUGUGAAGAUUGUGGAGACGGAGGAAGCGAUCCCUAGAGGGAUGGAUGAAGGAUCGCUGAACAACCUCAUUUUGGACAAGGUCGUUAACUUUAUGAGGUCCCAUACAUUGCAGGUCAAAUUUCCCACCGAAGAUGGAUCAGACGCAUUAUCAGAGGACCAGGGUCGCAGCAGACGGAAGAAGCUCGCUCCUCUCCUAGCAAUCCCCUUGUUGAUCGGAGGCAUGAUGGUACCUCUAGCCUUCGGAGCCCUGGCACUAUUGGCUGGCAAGGCACUUAUAGUGUCCAAGUUGGCUCUGGUGUUGGCUGGUAUCAUUGGGUUGAAGAAACUCCUGUCUCCUAGCAGCAGUGGGCACGAAGCUCAUGAGGUUGUGGUGUCGGCGGGUCAUGGUGGUUCUGGGUGGAGCAGCGUUGCGCAAAGUGAGCACCUCGAGAGAAAUGCAGGGGGCAACCCAGGGUCGCUUGAGAAGGCACAAGACUUAGCGUACAACGCCUACGCCCAAUAGCCAGAAAACCCACCGAUUAAUUAACGUUAAUUAAUACGCGAAACUAAGGACCAAUCGGUUUGACAUAAACACAUAAAUAGACAACAUAUAAUUAAAUUAUUUACAAUUAAAGAGUACAUAGUUAUGCAACAUUUGAGAGAGGAUGAGUUUUACUCUAAAAUCUAAAUAAAUUAUUUAUUAAAUUAUUAAUAUUAAUUCACUCUAAAUAACCAUUUCACAUCUAAUAAAAAAUAUUUAUUGAAUUCCAUAAAUAAAGUCAGAAAAACAUCACUGUUGGAUGAACGUUUGAAAUUCGAAUUCCUAUAAUGUGUGUGUCAUAUUUUUAUCUAUUUUUUGUUUUUAUUUAUUUAUUGUUUUCGAUAAAACAUUAUUACUUCAAUAAUUAUCAGGUUGGAGGAUUAAUAUAGAGUGAAAUGUUAUUUAUUUUAUUCCAAGGGUCAGUAAACUAUAGUAGCUAUUUAUAAUGGGUUGAAUAAAAGGUCUUGGUUUAUUUUAGUUUUAGAAAAGCUGAAAAAUGAGUGAGAGAAAAUAAUUUUCUCUUAGCAUUUGUCGUUUUAUUAAAGGUACCUCGAAUACUCUAAAAAGACUUAAUAAAAAUAUAUUAUUUAUUAAUAGUCCUAUUUACAACGAAUUUAUUUAGUAAGAACCAAACAUAUUUAAGUAUAUUUAUAUAUUAUUUUAAUCUUAUAUAUCGUUAAAAGACUUUGGGGUGUGCUUUAAUUAAUUUAUUCGUCAGCAAAAUAGCGUUGAUAUUAUUUGUAUCUCUUUUUUUAUAU
This is a messenger RNA of Helicoverpa armigera (cotton bollworm), 1740 nucleotides long. RefSeq lists its product as uncharacterized. The transcript is spliced from 4 exons. The record is from RefSeq and is a predicted model, not a curated record. The coding region runs from base 200 to 964 and encodes 254 amino acids. Gene Ontology annotation, cellular component: membrane. NCBI's taxonomy places the organism in Eukaryota, Metazoa, Arthropoda, Insecta, Lepidoptera, Noctuidae.